GACGAACCACCGCCUGAUGGAUCGUACUCUUCUAGCCUGAUCAGUGGUGAACCGAUUUCUUUCAAACCGGAGGAAGUGGAACAGCUGCGGAUCCAACUAGAACAGCACGUGCAGCUACUCACCCAGUCUGUGGUGAUGUGCUAUCACGACAGCCGAUUGACGCAUAUGACAAAUACCUACCAGUUGAUGAUUAACGAACUCGACUCUCGCUACUAUGCUGGAGGUUCUUCAUCCUUCUUCAACAUUGGCAAUCUCGCCGCUGCUAUUGAGUCAUGUCAUGACAUUAUGGGUGUGACUCCUGUUGCUCAGGAACACGUGAGGUGGGAUCCGACGCCAUUU
This is a messenger RNA of Ostertagia ostertagi, 339 nucleotides long. The record is from the annotation of a GenBank genome assembly. Lineage: Eukaryota; Metazoa; Nematoda; Chromadorea; Rhabditida; Trichostrongylidae.